UUAUUAUUAUUAUUUGUUCCUUGGUUUCCUAGUGAAAUAUAGGGCUUCAGUGGCACGUCUCCAUUGCACUCUCUUCUCUGCAGUCUUUUGUACCUGCCUCCACGACUGCCCACAAGCUUUGAUUUCUUCCUCACACGAUUUCCUCCAUGUCACCCUCGCCUCGGACAUCCAACUCGUCGUUUCCCCUUUGGAUUCCGCUCGACGGAAUGGGCUGUCCCCAGUCGGCCUUCUCAGUGUAUGCCCAAUCCAAUCAAUCUCCACUUCUUUCUGCAUAUUUGUUGGGCGAUGGGUUCUUGGUUGGUUUCGCUUGGGGUGGACAGGAUCAUGAUUGCGCGCCAGUUCUUGCAAAGACUUGUUUGGAAGUUUGACAAGGUAGCUCUUCUUCUUCCAAUCGACAGGUACCUUGCCUUCCUUCCAAACCUUCUGCAGUAGUGGUGUGACCAUCUCCGAUGUUAUCUCUGCAUCUGUUUUCAGUGCUUCUGGUGGAAUUCCAUCUGGUCCUGUUGCUUUCCCGGAUUCCAGCGACUUUAUGGGGUUCAGGACUUCUGCUUUUUCGGAGAGCUUGUGUUCACCGGUAGUUCUGCGGUUGCUGGUGGUAUUUCCAGACGAGUUUCGGGUGGCGGUGGCGGUCGAUUCAAGAGUUUUUCUGAUGUUUUCAGCCCAUUGUUUCUCCUCUUUGGUAACUAGGUUUCCUUCAUUAUCUUUCAUUGGUUUCGUCUGCGUUGAUCUCUUCCCAGUAACCUGGUUAUUUGACAUAGUGUUGUCAGGUCUCUCCUACCAGCAGCCUGUUCUGCUUCAACUGCCAAAGUGUCGUAGAAGUGUCUUUUGUCUUUGCGCGUAUUCUUCACUUCUUUGUCCAGUGUUUUGUACGUUGUACUCAGUUCCUCGUUUCGUUGUUUAUCCCUGCACCGCAUUGUACUGGUUCUCUGCUUCACCGGCUUCCUAUCCAUGCUCUAUCAGCUUCCAUGUAUCCCUCGAGAUCCAUUCCUUGUUUUCUUUCUCUUCCUAAUACGGUUAUGCAGGUUUCCUCCCACGUCUCUUUCAAAGAGUUACAGUGUUCUUCCAUGCAGGCUUCCUCAAGGAUGUUGCUCAAUAUCUAUCAUUUUGUCUUGAUAGCUGACGUGAAGAUAUCCUUCGUGUGCACAAAGUGGC
This is a messenger RNA of Heterobilharzia americana, 1152 nucleotides long. Lineage: Eukaryota; Metazoa; Platyhelminthes; Trematoda; Strigeidida; Schistosomatidae. The record is from the annotation of a GenBank genome assembly.